AUGGAGGACGCAAAUGAUGACAUAGCGGUUAUCGGGAUUGGAUGCAAUUUCCCUGGAGGUGAAGGUUUGGACAAUUUCUGGAAGGUUCUGUUGGAGGGAAAGAACUGCGUUGUGGAUAUUCCAACAGAGAGAUUUGACACCACCUUUUGGUAUGAUGCUGAUGAGAGCAAACCCGGAAAGACACAAACAACCAAAGCAGCUCUAAUAGAAGGGUUUAAUGAGUUUGAUCACAGGUUUUUUGGCAUUACUGAAGUAGAGGCUGAUUUCAUGGACCCUCAGCAGAAACUCCUUCUGCAGUGUACAUACAGGGCAUUAGAAGAUGCGGGUAUAGCUAUGGAAAGCAUCAGCGGAACCAGAACUGGAGUGUACAUGGGUCUAAUGAACAGGGAUUACGAAAUACUCCAAAGUAACAGUCCAACUACGAUUAAUCACUACAACGGCACUGGUACAGCCAUGAGUGUGGCGGCCAAUAGAAUAUCCUUCACCUUUAAUCUCACCGGCCCUUCAUUUGCCGUUGACAGUGCCUGUUCUUCAUCUUUGGUGGUGCUUCAUUUAGCCUGCCAGGCUAUAAAGCAAGGAGACUGCGAGAUGGCUCUGUGUGGAGGAGUCAGCUGUAUAUUAGAACCAAGAGUGUUUGUUGCUCUCAGCAAGGCAAAGAUGAUCUCGCCUGAGGGGACCAGCAAACCUUUCUCUAGCAGAGCGGAUGGCUACGGUAGAGGAGAGGGCUGUGGUGUAGUUCUCCUGAAGCCGCUGAAAAAGGCCAUAAAAGACUGCAACAGAAUAUGGGGUAUCAUCAGCAAAACAGCGGUCAACCAAGAUGGACACUCUGUUACUCCGAUUACCAAACCAUCCAUGACACAACAAGAGGAACUCCUGCGCAACAUCUACUCAGAGUCUGACCUUGCAAAUGUCCAGUACAUAGAGGCACAUGGGACAGGAACCCCAGUUGGAGAUCCAACAGAAGCAGGAAGCAUCUCAAAUGUCAUUGCUAAAGCCAAACCUCCUGGUUCAGAGAUGCUGUGGAUUGGCUCUGUCAAGGGCAACAUUGGACAUACAGAAUCUGCAGCUGGAGUGGCCGGACUGAUAAAGGUUGGAAUUGCAGCCCUCCUAAAGCACUGGGGUAUCAAACCAGACGCUGUGCUUGGACACUCUGUUGGUGAGGUUGCUGCUGCUCACUGUUCUGGUCUUUUGUCUCUUGAGGACGCUGUGAAAGUGUUGCAUCACCGCAGAGAUGCAGAUUCUAUAGCCAUCCUUCAUGAGAAGCUGAAGAUUAUGUUUGCAGAGAAAAAUCUCUUCCUCCAUGAACUAGAUGUACCAGCAGCAUACCAUAGUCAUAUGAUGGAUCCCAUACUUGAUGACAUUGAGACAAGUAUUAAUCCCUUGUAUGCCAAAAACAAGGAGUGCAAACUGUUUUCAACGGUGACUGGCGCAUUCUUUGUCGAACUGGCUUAUGCCUCAGCGAUGGCGAGUUUAAGGCCAAAGAAACCUGUAUCUCUGCUCCAGCUCAGUGUAAGAUUUGAGAACCUGUUUGCACUAAGCUCAAACUCUCAUCAGUUGAAAGUGACUCUGGAACCUGUUGCUGCCACCGCAAAGGUCAUCAUUCCUGAAGCCGUGUGCUACAGCACCAAACAACUCCCGAUUUUGAAAGAGACUCCAUGUGUGUCUUACUUCAUACUGGCCUGGGAGAUCUUGCAGAGAAUGCUGUCCAAGGUAGAACAACAGCACAGAAAGCUGAUCAUUAUCUCCCCCAACUCUGCCUCUGCUCUGAUGAAAGUGUUGGCUUUGUCGGCAAACAGGGAGACCUUUCAACUAUCACGCACGAACAAGCAUCAGACUGAUGCAGAUGAUGAGUCCUACUUCACAACAAAGACGGUGCAGCAAGUUGUUCUAGACCAAACAGAAUCACACUGUCCAGUGUCUGAUAUCCCUUUCCUUCCAAGGUCUGGAAGACUGUUUAAACAGAGCUGUGUUUAUAUUGUCACCGGAGGGCUCUCUGGUUUGGGACUUGAGACCGUAAAGUUCAUUGCCCAUAAUGCUGGAGGUUGUAUUGCAACGCUGUCCAGAAGUGCUCUGACUGAUGAAAUUAAGUUUGAAAUGGAAGUUCUCCAGAGAAGAUAUGGGGUGACAGUAAUGAAUGUCCAAUGUGAUGUUUCUGUGUCGACGCAGGUCUUGCACGCAAUCUCAAUGAUUAAACAAAGAUUCCACUCUUGUCCAAUCAAAGGAGUGUUUCACAGCGCUGCGGUGUUACAUGAUGCGUUGAUCGAAAACCUCGAUGAGUCCCUCUUCCGAAAAGUGCUGCAGCCCAAAGUGUGUGGGGCUCUAAACCUGCAUUAUGCAACACUUCACAACAAACUCGAUUUCUUUGUGUGCUACUCCUCCAUCUCUUCAUUUAUUGGCAAUGCCUCACAAUGUAACUACGCUGCAGCCAAUUCUUUCCUCGACAGUUUCUGUCAUUAUCGGAGAAACCUUGGACUUGCUGGACAGUCCAUCAACUGGGGUCCUUUGAACCUGGGUCUCUUGUUGAACAAGGACAAUUUCCAACAGUUUCUGGAGGCAAAGGGGAUGAUGGUCAUGGAUGUUUGUUACGUUCAAAAGGCACUUGAAACAUGUCUUGUGAUGAACAGACCACAACAAGUCAUAUGUAAGUUCAACUUCAAAAAUCUUCACAUUCAUGUGCUUUCACAAAAUGCCUCUCUCCGAGAGCGGCUGUCAGCUUUAGUGGAAAUGGAGUUUAAGGAUUAUCUCAAUAAUGAGCCUAGGGUUCAGCAUUUGUCUUCGCCACAUGAAAGUGUCAGAAGAAUUGUAAGUGACAUCAGCAAUGUUAGUGUGGAGGAGCUGGAUGAUGACUCAACUCUGUGUGGGCUGGGCAUUGACUCAAUGUUGGCCAUGACUCUUCAGAACAAGAUUUUCCAAGAAACAGGUGUAAAUGUACCUUUGGUUAAAAUACUGGACCCCAACAGUACACUGGCCACCUUGGCAGGUAUUGUAAUGAAUGGAUAAUUUCCCCUAAAAAAAAUGGGUGGGAA
Notothenia coriiceps (black rockcod) is the source of this 3026-nucleotide messenger RNA. Its product is annotated as lovastatin diketide synthase LovF-like. The transcript has 11 exons. Bases 1 to 3000 code for a protein of 999 amino acids. The record is from RefSeq and is a predicted model, not a curated record. Gene Ontology annotation, biological process: fatty acid biosynthetic process. Gene Ontology annotation, molecular function: fatty acid synthase activity; 3-oxoacyl-[acyl-carrier-protein] synthase activity. NCBI's taxonomy places the organism in Eukaryota, Metazoa, Chordata, Actinopteri, Perciformes, Nototheniidae.